Messenger RNA from Platichthys flesus (European flounder), 15957 nucleotides. RefSeq names its product low density lipoprotein receptor-related protein 1Ab (gene lrp1ab). Bases 548 to 14209 code for a protein of 4553 amino acids. The record is from RefSeq and is a predicted model, not a curated record. The transcript has 89 exons. Lineage: Eukaryota; Metazoa; Chordata; Actinopteri; Pleuronectiformes; Pleuronectidae. Gene Ontology annotation, molecular function: protein binding; calcium ion binding.
AGGAGCUGGAGAGAUUCACCAUCCAGCUCGUGCAGCCACACGCACGGGGAGACAUCGGCGCCGCGAGCGAACGCGAAGCUUUUACUUUUUAAAUUUGAUUCUUUCCAGCUCGGCCCGGAAUGAGCUGAGCGCAGCGGGGCCGGGCGGCGGCUGCAGGGGGCUUCAGUGCGAGCGGACUGUUCCAGAGGCAUGGUGUGGUGGUGGUGAAACAGAGAGCCCAGCACACACACACACACACUGAGGCUACACCAUGCAUCAUGUUUGAAAUCCGAUAAUCAAUUAGAGAUCCACACGUCUGCGCUGCUGCAUUGACCGAAGCAUCGCCGGACUGGAGCGGUAGCCUCCCUCCUUUUAUCACAAGCCGCCGUGAAGCGGCCGACGGGCGACGCGGGGCUGAGGGUGCAGCUGAACGGACAAUCGCCCCCGAACCCACUGAACUGAGCGGGGUUCGGAUGAGGUGGCGGAUCGGCGUGUUCGGUCUCAGAAAUCCAGCCAACUUUUCCUCCUUUCCCUUCGAACAGCAGUGCCACCGGGCAUUGCUCUGGAGAUGGCGAUGAGGUUGCUCUACUUGGGAUUUAUACUCCACUUGGGGAUCGUGUCUCCUAACGGUGCAACCGUAGCCCCCAAAGCUGAUGACCAUCCCAAGACCUGCAGCACUAAGCAGUUUGUGUGCAAGGACCAGGUGACCUGUAUCUCCAAGGGCUGGCGCUGUGACGGAGAGAAGGACUGUCCAGAUGGCUCAGACGAAUCACCAGAUAUCUGCACACAAAACCGAGUGAACCAGUGUCCUGUCAAUGAACACGGGUGUCUGGACCUGGACGUGUGCAUUCACAUGAGCAAACUGUGUGACGGCGUCCCCGACUGCUCCGAUGGCUGGGACGAGGGGCCACACUGCAGAGAACGAGCACCAGACUGUGACUCCCAUGGGUGCCAGUUUCACUGUGCUGUGACUCACGACGGGCCUCAGUGCUUCUGUAGAAGCGGCUUUGAGGUCGCUGCAGAUGGAAAGACAUGUAAAGAUUUCAAUGAGUGCAAUGUGUACGGGACGUGCAGCCAGACGUGCACCAACACUGAGGGCUCCUACACCUGCAGCUGUGUGGAGGGCUACCUGGUGCAGCCAGACAACCGUUCGUGUAAAGCCAAAAAUGAGCCGGUGGAUCGUCUGCCCAUGCUGCUGAUCGCCAACCUCCACGACAUCCGCUGCACCUCCCUGAGCGGCGCCACCUUCCGGCUGGCCUCCAUCGCCACCAAGCAGGCCAUGGCGAUGGACUUCAUCUAUGCGGAAGAGACCGUCUGCUGGAUCGAUGUGGGCGACACCCCUGCCGCCACCCAGCUGAAGUGCGCCAGCAUCCCUGACCUCAAGACCGUCACAAACAUCCGGACCAUUAACAUCACCCUGAGCCUGCACCAUGUCGAGCAAAUGGCGAUCGACUGGCUGACCGGGAACUUCUACUUCGUGGACGACGUGGACGACCGCGUGUUUGUCUGCAACAAGAACGGCCAGACGUGUGUGACCCUGCUGGACCAAGAGCUGUACAACCCGAAAGGCAUCGCUCUGGACCCGGCCAUGGGGAAAGUGUUCUUCACAGACUACGGGUCGACGCCGAGGGUGGAGCGCUGUGACAUGGACGGACAGAAUCGCACCAAGCUGGUGGAUAGCAAGAUCGUGUUCCCGCACGGCAUCACCCUGGACCUGGUCAACCGGCUGGUGUACUGGGCUGACGCAUACCUGGACUACAUCGAGGUGGUCGACUACGAGGGCAAAAACCGACACACCAUCAUCCAGGGCCUGCUGAUUGAGCACCUGUACGGCCUGACCGUGUUCGAGAACUAUCUGUACGCGACAAACUCGGACGAAGGCAACCUCAACCCCAAGACCAGCGUGAUCCGAGUGAACCGCUUCAACAGCUCCGACUUCCAGGUGGUGACGCGGGUAGACCGGGGCGCCGCGCUGCACGUGUACCACCAGAGGCGCCAGCCACAAGUGCGCAGCCAUGCAUGUACCCUGGAUCAGUUUGGGAAGGCCGGAGGUUGCUCUGACAUCUGUCUGCUGAGCAACAGCCACAAGACCCGCACCUGCCGCUGUCGCUCUGGAUUCAGCCUCGGCAGUGAUGGAAAGUCCUGCAAGAAACCAGACCACGAGUUGUUCCUGGUCUAUGGUAAGGGUCGUCCUGGAAUCAUCAGGGGCAUGGACAUGAACGCGAAGGUGCCUGAUGAGUACAUGAUCCCCAUUGAGAACCUGAUGAACCCCCGAGCUCUGGACUUCCACGCCGCCAGUGAUUACAUCUACUUCGCUGAUGCCACCAGCUACAUAAUUGGACGACAGAAGAUAGACGGCACGGAGAGGGACACCAUACUGAAAGAAGGUAUCCACACAGUGGAGGGGAUAGCAGUCGACUGGAUGGGAGGUAAUCUCUACUGGACAGACGACGGGCCUAAGAAGACUAUCAGCGUCGCCAGGCUGGAAAAAGCUUCACAGACCCGCAAGACUCUCAUCGAGGGAAAGAUGAGUCAUCCUCGAGCCAUUGUGGUAGACCCCCAGCACGGAUGGAUGUACUGGACGGACUGGGAGGAGGACCCCACGGAGAGCAACAGAGGCAAGAUCAAGAAGGCUUGGAUGGACGGCUCACAUCACCAGGUGUUCCUCACCAGCAAGACGGUGCUGUGGCCCAACGGCUUGAGUCUGGACAUUCCCAAUGGCAUUCUGUACUGGGUAGAUGCCUACUACGACCGCAUUGAGCUGGUUUACCUCAACACCACAGAGCGAAAGGUUGUGUACGAGGGGCAAGAGCUGAACCACGCCUUCGGCCUGUGUCACUACAAACAGUUCCUCUUCUGGAAUGAGUAUCGCGGAGGCAGCAUCUACAAACUGGACCAGGCCACUAAGAUGGUCACCCUGCUGCGCAAUGAGAGGCCGCCCAUCUUCGAGAUCAGAGUGUACGAUGCGCACCAGCAGCAAGGCUCCAACGCAUGUCGAGUGAACAACGGCGGCUGCAGCAGCCUGUGCCUCGCUGUCCCUGACGGCCGGUCCUGUGGCUGUGCUGACGACCAAAUCCUGGACGUCGAUAACGUCACCUGCAAAGCCAACCCCUCCUACGUGCCCCCGCCGCAGUGCCAGCCCGGGGAGUUCGCCUGCAAGAACAACCGCUGCAUCCAGGAGCGCUGGAAGUGCGACGGCGACAACGACUGUCUGGACAACAGCGACGAGGCGCCGGAGCUGUGCCACCAGCACACGUGCCCAGCUGACCGGUUCAAAUGCCAGAACAACCGCUGCAUCCCCCUGCGAUGGCUCUGUGAUGGAGACAAUGACUGCGGCAACGAUGAAGACGAGUCCAACACCACCUGUUCUGCUCGUACGUGCCCACCAAACCAGUACCCCUGUGCCAGCGGGCGCUGCAUCCCCAUCUCCUGGACAUGUGACCUGGAUGACGACUGUGGAGAUCGCUCCGACGAGCCCGACUCCUGCGCAUACCCAACCUGCUUCCCUCUGACCCAGUUCACCUGUGCCAACGGCCGCUGCAUCAACAUCAACUGGCGCUGUGACAACGACAACGACUGCGGAGACAACAGCGACGAGGCCGGCUGCAGCCACUCCUGCUCCAGCGUCCAGUUCAAAUGCAACAGUGGUCGCUGCAUCCCAGAAUACUGGACCUGCGACGGCGACAACGACUGUGGAGACUACAGCGACGAGACUCACGCCAACUGCACCAACCAGGCGACUCGUCCUCCGGGCGGCUGCCAUGUGGACGAGUUCCAGUGUCGGCUGGACAGCCUGUGCAUCCCCAUGCGCUGGCGCUGUGACGGCGACACAGACUGCAUGGACCUCAGUGACGAGAACAACUGCGAGGGGGUCACCCACAUGUGUGACCCCGCGGUCAAGUUCAGCUGCAGGGACUCUGCUCGCUGCAUCAGCAAGGCCUGGGUGUGUGACGGCGACAGCGACUGCGAGGACAACUCGGACGAGGACAACUGCGAGGCGCUGGUGUGCAAGCUGUCUCACCACAUGUGUGCCACCAACGACUCCAUCUGCCUGCCCGCCGAGAAGCUGUGCGACGGCACCGACGAUUGUCCGGAUGGAUCUGACGAGAAGCUUUGUGAUUUGUGUUCGUUGGACAACGGUGGUUGCAGCCACAACUGCAGCAUCAUCCCCGGGGAGGGCUUCAUGUGCUCCUGUCCCCUGGGUAUGGAGCUGGGUGCCGACAACAAGACCUGCCAGAUUCAGAGCUUCUGCGCCAAACACCUCAAGUGCAGCCAGAAGUGCGAGCAGGAGAAAUCCAGCGUCAAGUGUUCCUGCUACGAGGGCUGGGAACUGGAGGCCGACAUGGAGAGCUGCAAAAGCACCGAUCCGUUCAAGCCCUUCAUCAUCUUCUCCAACCGCCACGAGAUCAGAAGGAUUGAGCUUAACAAGGGGGAGUUCAGCGUGCUGGUACCAGGCCUGAGGAACACCAUCGCCCUGGACUUCCACCUGAACCAGAGCACCCUGUACUGGACUGACGUGGUGGAGGACAAAAUCUACCGUGGGAAACUGUCCGACAACGGAGCUCUGACCAGCUUUGAGGUGGUGAUCCAGUACGGACUGGCCACUCCCGAGGGCCUGGCCGUGGACUGGAUCGCAGGAAACAUCUACUGGGUGGAGAGCAAUCUGGAUCAGAUCGAGGUGGCCAAACUGGACGGGACCAUGAGAACCACCCUGCUGGCUGGGGAGGUGGAGCAUCCCAGGGCAAUUGCCCUGGACCCCCGUGAUGGUAUUCUGUUCUGGACUGACUGGGAUGCCAGUCUGCCCAGGAUUGAGGCUGCAUCUAUGAGCGGUGAAGGCAGACGCACCAUCCACAAGGAAACGGGCAGCGGCGGCUGGCCCAACGGACUCACUGUGGACUACAUGGAGAGACGCAUUGUCUGGAUCGAUGCCAGGUCCGACGCCAUCUACUCCGCCAAGUACGACGGCUCCGGGCUGAUCGAGGUGCUGCGAGGUCACGAGUACCUGUCCCACCCGUUUGCGGUGACCAUGUACGGCGGCGAGGUCUACUGGACCGACUGGAGGACCAACACUUUGGCCAAGGCCAACAAGUGGACGGGACACAACGUGACUGUCGUCCAGCGCACCAACACACAGCCCUUUGACCUGCAGGUCUAUCACCCAUCCAGACAACCCCAAGCUCCCAACCCAUGCGCCACCAGUGACGGCAAAGAUCCGUGCUCCCACCUCUGUCUCAUCAACUUCAACCAGACCUUCUCCUGUGCCUGCCCUCACCUCAUGAAGCUGCAGCCCGACAAGCGAACCUGCAAAGAGUCUCGCAAGUUCCUUCUUUACGCUCGUCAGAUCGAGAUCCGAGGCGUGGACAUCGACAACCCUUACUACAACUACAUCAUCUCCUUCACGGUGCCGGACAUAGACAACGUGACGGCGGUCGACUACGACGCCGUGGAGCAUCGCAUCUACUGGUCCGACGUUCGAACGCAGACAAUCAAGAGAGCUUUCAUCAACGGCACAGGGGUGGAGACUGUGGUGUCGGCUGACCUUCCUAACGCCCAUGGGCUGGCGGUGGACUGGGUCUCCCGGAACCUUUUCUGGACCAGCUAUGAUGCCAAUAAGAAGCAGAUCAAUGUGGCCAGACUGGAUGGGUCUUUCAAGAACGCUGUGAUCCAGGGAUUAGACAAGCCCCACUGCCUGGUGCUGCAUCCUAUACUGGGGAAGCUUUACUGGACUGACGGGGACAACAUCAGCAUGUCCAACAUGGAUGGUAGCAACAGCACCACACUGUUCACUGAUCAGAAGGGACCAGUAGGCCUCUCUAUUGACUUUGAGAAAGAGCAGCUGUACUGGAUCAGCUCCGGGAACAGCACCAUCAGCCGCUGUCAGAUGAACGGAUCUAACCUGGAGAUCCUGGAGGGUGUAAAAGGCAAACUUACCAAGGCUACGGCGCUGGCUAUCAUGGGAGACAAGCUGUGGUGGGCCGAUCAAGGCACUGACCAGAUCGGAACUUGUAACAAGAGCGACGGAGGAGACUGGAAGGUUUUGCGAAACAACACUUCUCCGAUGAUGCACAUGAGGAUCUAUGAUGAGGACGUGCAGAAAGGAGGUAUCAACCUGUGCAGUAACAACAACGGCGACUGCUCCCAGCUGUGUCUCCCCACCUCCCCAACAACCAGGGCGUGCAUGUGCACCGCCGGCUACAGCCUCAGGACGGGACAGCAGUCCUGCGAGGGUAUGGGCUCGUUCCUUCUUUACUCUGUUCACGAGGGAAUCAGAGGAAUUCCACUCGACCCCGCCGACAAAUCUGACGCCCUGGUGCCAGUGUCUGGCACCUCUCUGGCUGUCGGCAUCGACUUCCACGCCGACAAUGACACCAUCUACUGGGUGGACAUGGGCCUGAGCACCAUCAGCAGGGCGAAGAGAGAUCAGACGUGGAGAGAGGACGUGGUCACCAACGGCAUUGGCCGGGUGGAGGGCAUCACCGUUGACUGGAUAGCAGGAAACAUUUACUGGACUGACCAGGGCUUCGACGUGAUUGAGGUGGCCAGGCUGAAUGGCUCGUUCCGCUAUGUGGUCAUUUCCCAGGGCCUGGACAAACCCAGAGCCAUCACUGUCCACCCAGUGAAAGGGUAUCUGUUCUGGACGGAGUGGGGUCAGUACCCUCGUAUCGAGCGCUCUCGGCUGGACGGCACCCAGAGGCUGGUCCUGGUCAAUUCGAGCAUCAGCUGGCCAAAUGGAAUCUCCAUCGACUACGAGGAUGGUUUUCUGUACUGGUGUGAUGCCAGGACGGACAAGAUCGAGCGCAUCAACCUGGAGACCGGAGACAACCGGGAGCUGGUGCUGGCCAACAACAACAUGGACAUGUUUGCUGUUUCUGUUUUUGAGGAAUACAUUUACUGGAGCGAUCGUACUCAUGCCAAUGGCUCCAUUAAGAGAGGCAGCAAAGACAAUGCUACAGACGCGGUGCAGCUCAGGACCGGUAUUGGUGUGCAGCUGAAGGACAUCAAGGUUUUCAACAGAGCCAGGCAGCAAGGCACCAAUGUCUGCAAAGACAACAAUGGCGGCUGUGAGCAGCUGUGUCUCUAUCGUGGCAACGCGGAUCGCACCUGCGCCUGUGCUCACGGCAUGCUGGCAGAGGACAACCGCAGCUGCCGCGACUACGACGGCUACCUGCUCUACUCGGAGCGUACCAUUCUGAAGAGCAUCCACCUCUCGGACGAGACCAACCUCAACGCGCCGAUCAAGCCGUUCGAGGACCCCGAUCACAUGAAGAACGUCAUCGCCCUCACCUUCGACUACCACGGCGGCGGAGGGAAGGGGACCAACCGCAUCUUCUUCAGCGACAUCCACUUCGGAAACAUCCAGCAGAUCAACGAUGACGGCACAGACCGCAAGAUUGUGGUGGACAAUGUCGGGUCAGUGGAGGGCCUGGCGUACCACCGCGGUUGGGACACAUUGUACUGGACCAGUUACACAACCUCCACCAUCACCCGCCACACUGUGGCUCAGAGCCGCUCUGUGGCCUAUAACCGCAACACCGUGGUCACUAUGUCUGGAGAAGACCACCCCAGAGCCUUUGUGCUGGACGAGUGUCAGGAUCUCAUGUUCUGGACCAACUGGAACGAGCAGGCUCCCAGCAUCAUGAGGGCGUCUCUGAACGGAGCCAACGUGCUCGUGAUCAUCGGCAGCGACAUUAAGACUCCCAACGGCCUGGCCAUAGAUCACCGGGCUGAGAAACUCUACUUCUCUGACGCCACCUUGGACAAGAUUGAACGCUGUGAAUAUGAUGGAAGCAGCCGUUAUGUGUUGUUGAAGAAUGAGCCCGUCCACCCGUUUGGCCUGGCUGUGUACGGGGACUACAUCUUCUGGACCGACUGGGUGAGGAGGGCCGUCCUCCGAGCGGACAAGUACACGGGAGGGGACAUGAAGGUGCUGCGUGCCGACAUCCCUCAGCAGCCAAUGGGCAUCGUCGCUGUGGCUAAUGACUCCAACAGCUGUGAGUUCUCUCCUUGCCGAACAAAUAACGGCGGCUGCCAGGACCUGUGUCUGCCCACGUCCGACGGUCGGGUCAACUGUAGCUGCCGCGGAGAACAACAGCUCCUGGAAGACAACACCUGCUCCUCACUGAAUAUAUCCUGUGGAAGUGUGGAUGACUUUGAGUGUGGGAACGGGGACUGCAUCAACUACAGCCUGACCUGCGACGGCAUGGCCCACUGCAAAGACAAGUCUGAUGAGAAACAGUCGUACUGUGCCAAUCGUAUUUGUAAGAAAGGCUACAGACGCUGCAUCAACGGCCGCUGCAUCGGUCAUCAGUUCUGGUGUGACGGCACCGAUGACUGUGGUGACCACUCAGAUGAACUGCCCUGUAACAUGACCCUGUGCAAAGUCGGAGAGUUCCAGUGCAAAGACGGAAGCUGCAUCUCCAACUUCAGCCGCUGUGACCAGGUGGUCAACUGUGAAGACGCAGGCGAUGAAAUGAACUGCCAGGCCACAGAUUGUUCCCGUUUCUUCCGCCUGGGAGUGAAAGGCGUGUCCUUCCAGAGCUGUGAGAAAACCACUCUGUGUUACCUGCCCUCGUGGGUCUGCGACGGCAACAACGACUGUGGAGACUCUUCCGAUGAGAAGAACUGCCCAGAUAAGAGGAAGCCUAAAUGUCCAGUCAACUUCUUUGCGUGUCCCAGCGGUCGCUGCAUUCCCAUGAGCUGGACCUGUGAUAAGGAGAACGACUGUGAGAACGGAGCUGACGAGACUCACUGUGACAAGUUCUGCACAUCCACCCAGUUUGAAUGUGGAAACCAUCGCUGUAUUUCCAGUCACUGGGUGUGUGACGGCUCAGAUGACUGCGGCGAUGGUUCUGAUGAGGACCAGAAAUGCAAAUCCAAGACCUGCAGUCCCGAGGCUUUCCAGUGUCCCGGUUCCCACAUGUGUGUCUCACAGCGCUGGAAGUGCGAUGGAGACAAAGACUGUCCUGAUGGAGCGGAUGAGAGCGUGAAGGCUGGCUGCACGUACACCAACAACACGUGUGAUUCCGAGAAUGAGUUCAUGUGCCAGAACAGACAGUGUAUCCCCAAACACUUUGUGUGCGACCACGACAUCGACUGCUCCGAUGGUUCAGAUGAAUCCCCAGAAUGUGAAUAUCCAACAUGUGGCCCAGAAGAGUUCCGCUGUGCCAACGGCCGCUGCCUCAACCAGAAGAAAUGGGAGUGUGAUGGAGAGUUUGACUGUCAGGAUCGUUCUGAUGAAGCUCCCAAGAACCCUCGCUGCACGGACUCAGAGAGGACGUGUAAUGACUCAGCCUUCAUGUGCCACAACGGCAAGUGCUUGAACGAGACGCUGCUGUGUGACCGCAACGAUGAUUGUGGCGAUGGCUCUGAUGAACUCAACUGCUUCAUCAACGAGUGUCUGAACAGUAAGAUGAGUGGCUGCUCGCAGCUCUGUGAUGACCUCAAGAUCGGCUUCAAGUGCCGCUGUCAUCCCGGUUUCCAGCUGAAGCGAGAUGGCAAAACGUGCGUGGACAUAGACGAGUGCACGACCACCUACCCUUGUUCUCAGCGCUGCAUCAACACACAUGGCAGCUUCCACUGUCUCUGCGUGGACGGCUUUGAACUCAGCCCCAACGACCCCACCAUCUGCAAGUCCACAUCGGAGGAGGAGCCCUAUCUGAUCUUUGCUAACCGCUACUACCUGAGGAAACUCAACCUGGAUGGUUCCAACUACACUCUGAUAAAACAGGGUCUGAACAAUGCAGUGGCGCUGGACUUCCACUAUGCAGAGCAGAUGAUCUACUGGACGGAUGUGACCACUCAGGGCAGCAUGAUCCGACGCAUGAAUAUGAACGGCAGCAACAUUGAGGUAUUACACCGGACCUCCCUGAGCAACCCGGAUGGUUUGGCAGUGGACUGGGUCGGCGGAAACCUGUACUGGUGCGACAAAGGUCGGGACACCAUCGAGGUGUCUAAGCUCAACGGGGCCUAUCGGACUGUGUUGGUCAACAAUGGCCUCAGGGAACCUCGUGCUGUAGCUUUGGACGUACGCUACGGGUACCUGUACUGGUCCGACUGGGGAGACAACCCUCACAUUGGGAGAAUUGGGAUGGACGGCACCAACAGAAGCGUGAUCAUAGAGGAUAAAAUCACUUGGCCCAACGGUCUGACCCUGGAUUUCAUCAAUGACCGUUUAUACUGGGCUGAUGCCAGGGAGGACUACAUUGAGUUUGCCAGUCUGGAUGGCACCAAUAGACACACAGUUCUCAGCCAGGACAUCCCGCACAUCUUUGCCAUGACUCUGUUUGAGGAGUACAUCUACUGGACCGACUGGGAGACAAAGUCCAUCAACAGAGCUCACAAGAGUCUGGGGACCAACAAGACCACCCUGAUCAGCACCCUGCACCGACCCAUGGACAUCCACAUCUACCAUCCCUAUCGCCAGCCUGAGGUGCUCAACCACCCGUGCCAGCUGAACAACGCCGGCUGCAGUAACCUCUGUCUCCUCUCACCUGGAGGAGGCUUCAAAUGUGCCUGUCCCACCAACUUCUACCUGGCCAGCGAUCAGCGGACCUGCAUGUCCAACUGCACAGCCAGCCAGUUUGUGUGCAAGAACGACAAAUGCAUUCCCUUUUGGUGGAAAUGUGACACGGAGGAUGACUGUGGCGACCGCUCGGACGAGCCAGCAGAAUGCCCUGAAUUCAAAUGCAGGCCGGGGCAGUUCCAGUGUGGUACAGGCAUCUGCACCAACCCUGCCUACAUCUGUGAUGGAGAUAAUGACUGCCAGGACAACUCGGAUGAGGCCAACUGUGAUAUUCAUGUUUGCCUCCCAAGCCAGUUCAAAUGUUCCCACCCAAGUCGCUGCAUCCCAGGCAUCUUCCGCUGUAACGGCCAGGACAACUGUGGAGAAGGAGAGGAUGAGAAGGACUGUCCUGAGGUCACGUGUGCCGCCACCCAGUUCCAGUGCGCCAUCACCAAACGCUGCAUACCUCGUGUGUGGGUGUGUGACCGCGACAACGACUGCGUGGACGGAUCUGAUGAACCCGCCAACUGCACCCAGAUGACCUGUGGUGUGGACGAGUUCAGGUGUAAAGACUCUGGACGCUGCAUCCCCGCUCGCUGGAAGUGCGACGGCGAGGACGACUGCGGCGACGCAUCAGAUGAGCCGAAAGAAGAGUGUGCGGAGAGGACAUGCGAGCCGUACCAGUUCCGGUGUAAGAACAACCGCUGUGUCCCGGGCCGCUGGCAGUGCGACUACGACAACGACUGCGGGGACAACUCGGAUGAAGACAAGUGCAUGCCUCGACAAUGUUCAGAGAGCGAGUUCGCCUGCACCAACGGCCGCUGCAUUGCCGGGAGGUGGAAGUGUGAUGGAGACCACGACUGUGCCGAUGGAUCGGAUGAGAAUGGUUGCGAUGUGAAGUGCGACAACGACCAGUUCCAGUGUAAGAACGGACACUGUAUUCCCAUCCGCUGGCGGUGUGACGCCGACCCUGACUGCAUGGACGGCAGCGAUGAGGAGAGUUGUGGCAGCGCUGCGGCACGUCACUGCCCUCAGGACGAGUUCCAGUGCAACAACACUCUGUGCAAGCCCCUCGCCUGGAAGUGUGACGGGGAGGACGACUGCGGGGACAACUCUGACGAGAAUCCCGAGGAGUGCAGGAGGUUCCAGUGUCCUCCCACCAGGGCGAUCCGCUGCCAGAACGACCGCGUGUGUCUGCAAGUGUCCAAGAGAUGCGACGGUGUCAACAACUGCGGCGACAACUCGGAUGAGCUGAGCUGCCAGGUUCCUCCAGCUGUGCCCACAUGUGAGAAGGACGAGUUCCUGUGUGCCAACGGCCGAUGCAUCAGCUCCACCCUGCGCUGCAACUUCUUCAACGACUGUGAGGACCACGGCUCCGAUGAGAUCAACUGCAAAACAGACACCAAGCUGAACGACUGCAGGAGCAACAGGACUCAGUGUGGCGACGGAGACGAGGCUCACUGCGUCAUCAACGGCACCGACUCCUUCUGCUCCUGCAAACCAGGCUUCAAGAAGAUGGGACACCAGACCUGCAGAGAUAAGAAUGAGUGUCUGCAGUUUGGAGUCUGCUCCCACGUCUGCAACAACACCAAAGGCUCGUACAAGUGCAGCUGCUACAAAUACUUCAGCAGGAUCAACGACACCUGCAAGGCCGACAACAUGAACAGCAGCAGGCAGAUUCUGUACAUAGCCGACGACAACGAAAUCCGCAGCCUGGACCCCGGCAUGCCCAACUGGCGCUACGAGCAGACCUUCCAGGGCGACGCCAGCGUGCGCAUCGACGCGAUGGACCUGCACAUCAAGACCAACCGCAUCUUCUGGACCAACUGGCACACGGGCCGCAUCUCCUCCUACGAGCUGCCGGGGCAGUCCACGUCGUCGUCCACCUCCACCAACUCUCACCGCAGCCGGCGGCAGAGCGAGGGCAGGAUCACCAACCUGCAGAUCAAGGAGCUGAAGAUGCCUCGGGGUAUAGCCGUGGACUGGGUGGCGGGUAAUCUGUACUGGACCGACUCUGGUCGAGAUGUAAUCGAAGUGGCUCAGAUGUCCGGACAACACUGCAAGACCCUGAUCUCCGGCAUGAUCGACGAGCCGUACGCCAUCGUGGUGGAUCCACAGAGAGGUACCAUGUAUUGGGCCGACUGGGGGAACCACCCUAAAAUUGAGACUGCUGCCAUGGACGGCACUCUGAGACAGACGCUGGUGCACGAGAACAUCCAGUGGCCCACAGGUUUGGCUGUGGACUACUUCAACGAGCGUCUUUACUGGGCCGAUGCAAAGCUCUCGGUUAUUGGGAGUGUGCGCCUGGACGGCUCUGAUCCCGUCAUCGCCGUCUCCGGCAUCAAAAACAAGCUGCUUCAUCCAUUCAGCAUAGAUAUCUUCGAGGAUUACAUCUACGGGGUCACGUAUGUAAAUAACGUUGUCUUCCGCGUCAACAAGUUUGGCAAAGGCCCCAUGGAGAAUCUCACCACAGGCAUCAACCACGCUACUGACAUCGUGCUGUACCACCGCUACAAGCAGCCGGAGAUGACCAACCCAUGUGACAGGAAAAAGUGUGAGUGGCUGUGUCUCCUCAGCCCCAGUGGACCAGUGUGUACCUGUCCUAACAACUACGUGGCCGACAAUGGCACAUGUGUGGAGAGACUGAACCCCACCCAGUCACCGUUCUCUCCGCCCUCGGGGCCGUGCGAUAUUCAGUGUCAGAACGGUGGGAGCUGCUUCCUCAACGCCCGGCAGGUGGCCAAGUGUCGCUGUCAGCCCAGCUACACCGGAGAGAGGUGUGAGAUCAACCAGUGCCGGGACUACUGCAAGAACGGAGGCACCUGCACUGCCUCUCCUACGGGAGCUGCAACCUGCAGGUGUCCUAAGGGCUUCACGGGGCCCACGUGCAACCGGCAAACUUGUCAGGACCACUGCCUGAACGGAGGCAACUGCUCGGUCAACAUGGGCAACCAACCAACCUGCAGCUGCCCAGCAGAGUACCAGGGAGACCAGUGCCAGUACAGUAAAUGUGAAGGCUUCUGUGAGAACGGUGGAACGUGCUUAGAAACCUCCAACAGCACCAAACUGUGCCUGUGCACCACCGAGUACAUCGGGAACAAGUGCGAGCUGGACAAAUGUCUGUUCUGCGGAACGGGCCAAUGUUUGAAGUCGUCCUCGGGGGAGGUCUCCUGCAGCUGUCCUAAUGGUCAGACCCAACCCAGCUGCUAUUCCUGUUUGGACUUCUGCGCAAAUGGCCAAUGUACAGUUGAAACUCGCACACUGCUUCCUCAGUGCAAGUGUCCUGCUGGAUGGAGAGGAUACAGAUGUGAAUUUGCAGAUGCUGAAAUGGAUUCUUCUACUUCCAAUGGAAGCACGGCCUCCAUCGUCAUCCCAGUGCUACUGCUGCUCUUACUGGCACUGCUGGUGGUCGGCGCCAUCUUGUGGUACAAGCGGAGAAUGCGCGGUGCCAAGGGCUUCCAGCACCACCGAAUGACAAAUGGAGCCAUGAAUGUUGAGAUAGGAAACCCUGCCUAUAAGAUCUAUGAGGGCGACCCUGACGAUGACGCCGGGGAGCUCCUGGAUUCCGAUUUUGCUUUGGACCCAGACAAGCCCACCAACUUCACCAACCCGGUGUAUGCCACACUAUACAUGGGCGCCCACAACAGCCGCAACUCUCUGGCCAGCACAGAUGAAAAGAAGGAGCUCCUCUCCCAGGGCGACGAGGACCUGAGUGACCCACUAGCGUAGAGCUCGGCAUGAACUGAAUUCUGCCCGCGUCGCCCUGCCCCGCCCGACCCAGUGCUGAGACGACAAGCUCGCUCGUCUUCUGCCUUUACCAACUGAAAAGAAAAGCAACAAAAAAAAGCAGGAACACUGUAUAAAAUGUAUAAAAUGAAGGACUACUUUUUUUAAGUGAUUGCAGUAUUAUAUUUUGUUCUUUGACAAAAACAAAAAAAAAUCAUCUGGUGAUGAAAAAGGAACCAUUUUAUAGACAUUUAUUCAGUUCUUUUUAAUUUUUUGCUCACCUCCUCCUCCUCACAAUCUCACGCAUAUAGCCACUACCUCUGUGCAAAUGUAAAAGAUAGAGCGACCCGGAUGGCCGUGGAACAAAUUUCAUUUUUUAUUUUUGUAUGAAUUGUAUAGGGGGGGAAAAAAAGAGAAUAUUGUUCCAUCGCAGAAGACGUUGCCAAGUCUUUGUUGUUCCUGAAAGAGAAGUGUCAGCGUCACUAUGAAUGCUUCCUGGAUGCUGCUUCGGCUCAGUCUCUCACAUCGAUGUGCAUAUGUACGUUUGCUGCUGGACGUCUAAAGGGAGUAAUGAGAAGUUGUUUAACUGCACAUGUACACAUGGAGGACUCGGCAUCGCGGACAGUGUCUUCUCUGUCGUCUCGAAACCUACAUUCAAGUGAUUGUCUUUUACCUCCUUGCACAGACUAAAGUUCUAUACAUAUAUAUAUAUUUGCAUAUAUAUAAAACCUAUUAACAAAGUGUCUUGAGAAUAUACCCAGGAAUACAAACAUCAGUAACAAAUAGCAGUCUGUACUUUUUAACCGUUUUUUUUUUUAGUUUUUUGUUUUGUUUGUUGUUUUUUAAGUGGUACAAUUGACCGACCUUGUGUCAGAAGUGAAUGAGUCAAUGGCAGUGUGUGAGUGUGCUGGAUGAAGAUGAUUGUAAUAAAGUCCACAUUCCAGGAGGAGCAGUCUGGGAUGGAGAUCUGUGGCCUUUGGUUUAGCCUCCUGCAGGACACUCGGGACAGCAGCCGGACUUAGCUCUGAAACGGUUCUAGAAAAGUUCUUUUUUUCGUGGGUGGGGGGGAGAAGUGACAACAAGCGUCUGUGAAUUCUUUCCAGUCAUCACUGAAUGAAACCCCGAUCUGUAACGAAUAAUUAACUGAGAAUGGUAACACUUAGCUCUCAGUCCUUGUCUCUUGAUUGUAAACGUACUUUCAGGAAAAAGCCCUUGGCGCCCGUUUGAUGGUACGUAUUCCUUGUGUGUGUGUGUGUUGUAUUACAUGAACAUUGUAAUUUAGGUUAAUGCUCACUGUCGAGUGCAUUCCCAGUUAGGAGACUGAUUAGCUUCCUGAUAAGCAUUCCUUUGUUAGUUCCCUUGCCUCGCUGCUAACGCUAACCAUCUGUCCGUCAGUCAGCCUGGUUCUCGGUCUUCAGUGAGUGUUGCUCUGUGUGUCACCACGCUGCUUCUCACUGAGCUCCCCCCCCUGCACGGUGCUCUCACACAUCCAUCCUAAAGGAAACCCUCACGGCUUUUAUCUUUUUAACAGUAUUCAUAACGGUUUCUUAUGUUUGUGCUUUUUUUUUUUUUUUUACAACCUGCUCUGUUAGAUUUUCACCUGACCAUGUGAAUUAGAACAAUCAUUUUUCGGUUGGAGAAACAUUUUCGGUGGCGAAACCCACAUGGAUACGUGUGGUUCUGAUUGUUUUGUUAUGAUUCUAUUUCUUUUUGAUAUAAGAAAUUAAAUGGAUUUUUAUAGUAGAACUACA